Messenger RNA from Symbiodinium sp. CCMP2592, 3594 nucleotides. NCBI's taxonomy places the organism in Eukaryota, Dinophyceae, Suessiales, Symbiodiniaceae. The record is from the annotation of a GenBank genome assembly.
AUGGUUUUUCAGUGUACAUCAUUCAGUUCAGAGAACCUGCUGCAGGAGAAGGUUGCUGGAACUCCGGGCACAAUCGUAGCUGGUGUGAUUAAUCAAUGGGCUCGCAACUUCAGAUUGGCGCUGCCGUCAAAGCCAACGGUGUGUCUUGCUAUUCCGGCAGCUCAUGCAUUUCUGCUAGCGCAACGAGCAGGGCUUAGUUAUGGAGUUCCAGUGCCUAGGACCGGUUCCGGGAAGAAUCGUGCUGCUCUCGGGUUAGCACAUUUAUCAGACUUGAUUAAGCAGGCAAUCAAGGCUUCUGACCAGGACCAGGAAGGCCUGCUCGAGGAGCGCAUGGCGGAAUCCCGGACUGACAACUUGCUCCAGCCGAACGUUCUGCAAGAUAUCGCCGACUUCAUUCGUAGAGCUGCACAGUCGCUUCCGGACAUGAAAGCCGAAGCUGUUGCACACAUCAGUGUACUGCAGUCCACUGUAGAUCAGAUGGUUCAAGAUGCACAAGCUUCCUCACAAAAGGCUUUUGCUUUGAAGCACAUGGUGCAUGCUUUGAUCGUCAGUGGCUAUGUGCACAGCUCAGCAGACAUGCUGCCAAUGUUGCGUGCCGCUUUGCGGACCAUUGUUCGAGUGCCUGAACUCGUGAAAGCUUUGGAUUCAGAUUUGUGCCAGCCCCACAAAGUGCCUUCGUCUUCGACCUUGUAUCGUCACAGGCUCACUGUUCACAUAGGCCUCUGUCGCUGGGUUCAAGACCGUGAAGUCUUUGAAGUGUAUAUGGAUAAGCAAGGCUUUUGCAGAUGGGCCACCUUGGAUUCCAGUCCUCAAGGGGCCUGGGAUUGGAUGCUUUCAGGCUCCACGGCUGUGGGCCUCUCCAAGCUCCGAGUUUGCUUUGAGAAGGCAAAUGAGUUGAUCCGCUUGGGCAAUCAGACAUGCUCAGACCAAGAGGCUACUGAGACAAAUGUAUGUCAGCAGCAUCUGGCAGCCACCAAGGAACUUGCACAAUAUCUGUGCAUGCAUCAGCUGACACCCACAGCAUUGGGAUCAGGACGAUCAUCGCUAGUGCACAAAGUCCAUGCCGUUGCGCACAGCACCCGCCUUUCUGCGGCCGAUUGGCGCUACACAUGCCGCAUAAUGAAUGCGACCUUCAGUUGGACAGGGGAUCUCGGAGUCGAAUCUGGCAUGCCUGGAUUCAAGGGCAACGUCUGUCGGCUUUUCGGAGAUUGGGCAUUGCAGGAAGCAUUCCCUGAAGAUUACGAAUCUGCAACUGCAAACGAGCGGGAGCAGGCGUCUCUCCGAGGUGCUUGGUCCAGAGCAAAAUUCGCUUUCAAUGCACAGGGUGCACGGGAAGGACGUGAUGCAAGUGGGGGCAGCAAGAAACUUGAUCUUGAUGUGGUAGAUGAAGCAAUCCAGAGCAGGAGAUUUUGGGCUUAUCUGCAUAUGAUCAAACAUAUCGGGGAGACCAUUGACCACAUCAUGUUUUGGUGCGAGUCGUGCCCUUGUCAUGGUCACAACACGGCUUUGCAAGGCAAGAGCAAACACCGUCUGCCAGGUUUGCACUCUCGCAUUGGCAUGGCCAGCUGUCCAUUGCAGGCACGCCGAGCUCCAGAGUGUGCAGCAGGCAGGCUACUGGAGAUUGCACGAGAGGGUUUCCAAGCAAGCCAGCGUGAAGUCUUGCUGUCUCCGAGCUUAGCAUCCGGUUCUGAAGCAGACCAGACUGCCGUGAUCAAUGAUUUCAAUCAUGCUCGACGUUACAGCAUGCUUGUGUGCACGCUCAAGUUCUCGCAUUGGGAACAGCUCCCCUGGUUGUUGUUGGGAAUAGCCCAUCACGAUACUCAAACCGCUCGUAGUUGUGCUGCCCGCGCACUGCAGCUGCAGGAUGCUGCACCGUGCGAGCAUGAGCUCGCAAGGCUGCUGUGCAGUGCAGGAUCGCAAGGCCGUGCGGAGAUGACAGCUUUUGUGAGAGGUGAGCCGCUGUCCAACCUUGCUCUGUUGAAGACCCAUGCUUCGAAGUUCAAAUUCGUUCCAAUCUCUGAGCGCUGGGUGGAAAGUCGUCAUGCGUUGAUAAAGCGGCACUUGCGGAAGUGCACUCAUGCAUCUGCGUUGCAUGUGGCUUUCAUGAGCUGUCAAUCCCUCCUGCGUGAUAUCUUCCAAAACAUGCCGCAUGAAUUUGAGCGGCUUGUGCUACUGUGUGAACUGACCAAGAAUCCUCUGCUGGCAUUACAGUCCGUGAAAUUGCAUUGGCAUCCCCAAGUUCAGCGAGUCUUGCAGACCAGCCAGAAGGAGUUGGCUCGAUCUUAUCGUCCAUGGGUGAUUGAGUUGCUGUACCAUGUAGAUAAAGCAACCUUGUUUCAGGACCUUCCAGCUGAUGGUGGCUUCGUUCCGGAUGACAAUGAUGGCGGGGACCCGCCUGGACCGUCAAAGAAAGUUGACCCUGAGAAUGUGGGCAGCGCAUCAAACAUAGCCCGCAGCUCUCCGACCACGCCGGGCACCGCGGGUGGUGGCCUGCAGUUGUCUACGCAAGUGCAGGGACAGACUGAAGCCAUGAAUCCCUGCAAGCUCGUCCCGGGCUCGGCCGUUUGCAGACUUUGCCAUGACCUCGCGUGGAGGAGCCUUGCACGAUGCCUUGUGGUCGAAGUAUAUGCCAUAGCGCACUUGCGUGCCCACUUUGACAGCCAUGAUCAAGCGUGCCAGGUCAAGUGGGCUGUGAAGAUUGUGAAGAAGAGGCUCAGGCUCGUUGCUGGCAAUCUCUUCAUCCACAGCAGCCACAUCUUCAGGAGGUGGAUUGUCCUUGCGGCGGCGGCGAGCCACCUUUUGCUGGGCCUUGGCACGAACGGGCUUGUCGACCAGCAUGGAUACACGAGCCUGGUCAUCAUCCACUGCAAGAUAAGCAAAUCCCUCCGAGAUUGCGUUCUUUCGCUUGUUCGGCAAAGCUGGCUGGCCUGUCAUCAAAGCGACAUAGUGCGAGGAAGAUCGAUGGUCUCACUGCUGUCUUUCAACCACCAGUGCGCCUGCGAUGAAGACGCUGUGACUCUGCUCGGCUUCGCUGAGGCGGAGCCUGCCAUUGAAGUUAUCGACACUGACAGUGAUCAGAACUCGGGAGAUUCCGAGGUAUCCCUGGCUAGCAGCCAGGCCGCAACGGCAGUGCCGUUCGCGCCCAACGCGAACACUGUGGUCGUGUCCAGACCGCAGCGUCGCAAUCGCCAACGAGGCUGGCAGUUCCAGCCUGGGGAGGACCCCCAAAAUAACGAUUGGCGUAACCUCGGGUCAGCGACCGACAACAGGUACCCCGGCCUUCGUGCGUUAGUUACGCACGCUAGGAGAGUCUCUCCACAGUUGCACGUCACAGACGUGCAUGAAUGGCCCUAUUGGGCAGCCCCCAACUCAGAGGUACCCGGAGAGGCGAGGCGACCUCAUGUGUUGCAUGCCCUGCGCGCAGCAGGGCUGCAUCUCCCAGGGUAUGGCGAUUUGUGGGCGGCACUGCUCAGUGGGCAGGAGCCCCCACAAUCAUCACGAAUGCGACAACUGCUACCGCAGCAGUCGGGGUCAGCGACCCCGAAACCGCGGCGUCAGGGGCGGCCGCCGUUAGGCUUUGAGUGCAGCGCGUAG